AUGGAGGCAAACAUUCACGAAUUCAUUAGUGGUCUACCAGAAGGGUAUGUCACUGUUGUUGGAGACAAAGGGAGCCAGCUUUCAGGAGGGCAGAAACAGAGGAUUGCUAUUGCAAGAACAAUACUAAAGAGGCUUGCCAUUCUGCUUCUUGAUGAGGCAACCAGCGCACUUGACGGUGAAUCUGAGAGGGUGGUUAUGAGCUCUUUAGGGGCCAAAGUGUGGAAGGACAAAGAUGAGCAAACCAGUAUGAUUACAACUAUCACAGUUGCACACAGAUUGUCCACGGUCAUAAAUGCAGAUACGAUAGUUGUGAUGGAAAAGGAAAGGUUGUUGAACUUGGUAAUCACCAAGCGUUGA
Miscanthus lutarioriparius is the source of this 357-nucleotide messenger RNA. The record is from the annotation of a GenBank genome assembly. NCBI's taxonomy places the organism in Eukaryota, Viridiplantae, Streptophyta, Magnoliopsida, Poales, Poaceae.